Molecule: messenger RNA, 3531 nt
Organism: Harmonia axyridis
Lineage: Eukaryota; Metazoa; Arthropoda; Insecta; Coleoptera; Coccinellidae
Gene: gry
Product: trafficking protein particle complex subunit 11
Exons: 8
Coding region: 106-3450 (1114 amino acids)
Cellular component (GO): cytoplasm
Source: RefSeq, a predicted model, not a curated record
GUCAAUGUCAGCUGAACUGUUUUGACAUCCAAAUAUUAAAAACCCAACCUCAAUUUCAUAAAUUCACAAUAAAAUUGAAGGAUUAUUUAUUGACUAUUAAGAGUGAUGUCUCAUAGCGCAAUACAAAAUAAUUUUGAUUUACCUAAAGAACUAUGCUCCAAAGCAUUAGCUCUUAUUGGUGUUUCGGGCCUAGAUACUGUAAAUAAUGCAAUUCAUAAGGCAAUUUGGGAAGCCCUCACAGGAUAUAGAAAGUUUGAAAGAGCACCUCUAUUAUUCAAACUCAUUAGCAACUCCUAUGAAUUUCCAGUUAUCAAGCCAAAAAGAAAUUCAUACGAAUGGUAUAUUCCAAAGGGUAUUCUCAAGAAGAAUUGGAUGAAUAAACAUUUAUAUGAAAUACCUGCCGCAAUAGUAAUUUUUUACGAGUUGGAUUGGAAUGAUACUCAAUGGAAUGAAAAGAUGAUAGAAUGCGCCUCAAGGGUUCAAUCCAUGAGAGCAGCAUUAGAAGGAAGAAAUACCAAAUUAACAGUGGUAUUAAUACAACAUGUUCCAACGCUACCUUCAGGAGAGGACAUUCUAGCUUCUGAAAGAGCAGUUUCACUAUGUGCCAGCUGUGAAUUAAAUUCUCAAUCUUUAUUUAUCCUUCCUAUUGGUGAUCAUCUACAGGACUACAUUAUACGUUUGGAUGGUGCAUUUUUUGAUGUUGCACAAAAUUAUUACCAUAAUGAAGCGAAAAUUAUUCGUUCUCACAAAGAUCAUCUCAAUAAAACCAAUCACCAAUUUUUGUAUGUUAGGCAUCAGUUUAAAAUGGCAUUUCUUUAUGAACUCAAACAAGAUAAUAUGACAGCUCACAAACAUUACUCCAUUGCCUAUAAUAAUUUAUUAGAAAUAAGAGUUACUGAUACUAAUGCCAAUGAAAUAAGAAUGAUAGCAGGUUUCAUUAGUUUCAAGUUGUGCAAAUUACAAUUUCGUCUGAACUUGCCUAGGGAUGCAAUAUAUCAUUUUAAAAAUCAUAUUGAGCAUUUUAAGAAUCGUCUUGGCUCUCAAGAGUUAGCCUUUGAACAUUAUGCUUGGUUAUCAAAGCAAUUUCAAGUCUUUGGUGAUAUUUUUGAUGAAACUGUGAAACUGGGUCUUCCAGCUGUUCAAACACAGCACCCUGGCAUUUAUUACCAGCAAGCAGCUCAAUAUGCAAUAAUGCGUAAAAAUACAUGUAGAGAAUUGUGUGCAAACAUUAAUAAUUACCCUCAACCUGAUCCUUUAGAGAACUUUGCACAGAUGGAAUAUUAUGGCCAAAGGCCUUGGAGGCCUGGAAAACUUACUCAAGAUGUACCUGAUCCACAAACAGAAUUGAAUGGUAUUCAUGCUUUGCAAUUUUUGGAAAAACAAGUCAACCAUUCAAAUAUUAUCAUACAGUUAUAUGGUUUAGGGAUUUCACAAUUCAAAACAUAUAAAUGCCCCAGGACUAGGAGAUAUCUAAUUUUACAAAUGGCAGAUGAAUAUUAUGAUGCUCAAGAUUUCAGUAAAGCUUUAACUUUGCUCACACAUAUGUUGUGGGAUUUUCGUCAGGAAAAAUGGUGGUCGAUAAUGUCAAAUCUUAUGAUCAAAGCUUUGAAAUGUGCAUUUUUGAUAGCCAGUUCUCACGACUACUUGCUGCUUGCUCUGAAAUUACUUGGGAAGUGUACUGAUGUUAGUUUGGACUACAAAAAAAGAAUAUAUGAGAAUUUCAAUAAAGUAUUGAAGAAAGAAAUACCAUUUGGCGAUCCUGACAUACCACAUGAAUUGCUCCAAAAAGCUAUCAUCAAUUGGCAACCAAUAUUCACUAAUUCACAAUUUAAUGUUGUAUUGGAUAUGACGAACGUCACAAGCUGCAUAGAAACUAAAGCAAGAUUCUUGAGAAAGCAUUAUGAAGUCGAUCAAAAAGUAUCUGUGGAGAUUCUGCUCAGAAAUACAAGCCCAUUUAGUUUAACUCUGGUUCAAGUAUCUGUAUGUAUCGUCACUUCAACACUCACAUCAGAAUAUGCAGUAAAUACUUUGGGAAAAACUAUGGAAAUUAAAAGUAAAGAAGUGAAAAAAUUUAUGAUUGAAUUUUAUCCAGAUCAAAGUGAUAUCUUGAAGGAUAUACAGAUAGGAAAUGUUACCGUCCAAAUGGGAACGCCCGGUUGCAAAUUGGAACUCAAGUUUGGAAGUAACAAUGAAUCUAACCAAGUCCAUCCUGAAUUGCUCCACUUCAAACAUACAAAAGAAACUGUAGAUUUUGAUAACAUUAGGUCACAAAUGAGUGCAACUAUAGUACCUCGAAGAUCUAAGCUAGAAAUAAACUUCGUUCACAAACAGCCAGCUUUGUUGGGAGAAUGGUAUGAGGUUUGCAUGCAUAUGGAUAAUAAAGAAGAUAAUUCCAUAGACAACCUGGAAGUAACUCUUUUCUUGAUAGGCGAAGAAGCUGUUUCUACAUCUGACAUAACAAAUAAUGAAGAUGGAAUACCUCAGAAGGCCCCACUAAGUCUCAAUGUCAAAAAGCAUAUGGAACCAGGAGAAAAAACUUCUUCAUAUUUCUAUUUAAGAGUCCAUAAAUUAGAAGUGAAAAAUGUACAGAUAAAAUUAACAUAUUUACUGAAUAAUGAUAACACUCCCGUAAUCAGCACAAAGACAGAAUCGCUCUUGAUAUCUGUAGUUCAACCCUUUGAUGUUUCAACAAAAUAUUUAUCGGUCCUCAUGAUGGACAUCGACACAUUUUAUGUGGACGAGCAUUUUGGAAUAAUGCCAUCCAUAAGUUGUCUUUCUCCUUGGCCUCUCAUCGUUGAAACUACGUCUUUUGAGUUUAGUCCAAUGGUUCAAAGUGUUGAAGAUAAUAUUUCUAGUCCCUUACACGGAAUCCAGCUCAAAGAAGGAGAAGUGGGCACUGAAUUAUUCUUAGCGUCUUGUAGUAGAUCUUCAGAGCAAAAUGUUAACUUGGGACAGUAUGUCAUCAAAUGGAGAAGAUCAGACGGAAAACAAUCGUCUGUCAGUAAAAUUAACAUUACGGGAUGCCCUGUACAAAAGGUACCACUAAAAAUUGAGGUUGUUCUUCCAGCUCACGGUACAGUAAGGACUCCCACAGUGGUUAAAUACAUUUUGGAAAACAAAUCCAAUCAGUUGAUACAAUUGGAUGUUGGCAUAGAUGGAAGUGAUGGUUUCAUGUUUGCUGGAUUCAAACAGUAUAUGGUUAGCAUUCUACCUCAUUGCAAGCAGACGGUAAAAUACAAUUUAUAUCCCCUAUUCGCUGGAAGCGUUGCUCUGCCUAAACUCAAUUUAAAUCUGCCAGUAAAUGGUUUAGUGUCACCGUUAUUAAGACAAGAUGAUUUGAACGCCCUGAUUCAGAGAUCUUUGCCUACUCAUCUGUUCAUUAUGCCUGAGGCCAAAGGAUCAGUUAAGGUACCAGACUGUGUUAAUCCUCAAAAUAUAAGUGUUAGAUAAUAAUUUGUUUAUAUAUAAUUAUAUAUUUAUUGUUUGUAAUUGUUAUUGUAUUUUUAUGAAUUAAUAAAAACAACUCUCUUA